AUGCAAGGGUUCAACGUGGUACUUCAUGGGCGUAAUCGCAUCAAGCUGUCUGCCGCCUUAACUCGACUGCGAACAAAACAUCCGGAACGAUCUUUCCGUUUACUAGUAGCAGAUGCCAGCACUGUGCCAUGCAUUUCCCUGGACUUCGAAGCCAUUCAAGCAGAUCUUAGUGAUUUGCACCUCACCGUACUCAUCAAUAAUGCAGGGGGUGGUGCGUUCAAUCCGAUUUGCUUGCCUCUUAGCGAGUCCUCUGUCACCAGGAUCACGGGCAACGUCAGCUUAAACGCACUCUUUCCGCUUCAUCUGACACGGGUGCUUCUACCCAUCCUCCGCCAGAACGCGCCAGCCCUGGUGAUGAAUGUCAGCUCCAUGGCAGACCAAGGAUUCCCUCUGCUGGCGUCUUAUAGCGCCAGCAAGCAAUUCCUCAUGAACAUGACACGUGCAGUGGGCCUCGAGUCGAGACUGGAUGAUGGCGACAAACAGGUCGAAAUGUUAGGCGUCAGAAUAGGCAGGGUAACGGAUGUUUCACAUUGCAAAGAGCCCCCGUCGUUGUUUACACCGGACUCUCAGACUAUGGCCCGAGCAGCUUUGGCACGAUCCGGCCGUGGCAAUGGGAUAGUCGUUGGGUACUGGGCCCACGCACUGCAACAACUCGGCUCCAACAUCUUGCCUGCCUGGGCGCAAGAUCAGGUCAUUAUGGCUGUUAUGCGCAGAGAAAGAGAAAGGGAACAGACGACAAAGUGA
Colletotrichum gloeosporioides is the source of this 744-nucleotide messenger RNA. RefSeq lists its product as uncharacterized. Gene Ontology annotation, molecular function: oxidoreductase activity. The record is from RefSeq and is a predicted model, not a curated record. The transcript has 2 exons. Gene Ontology annotation, cellular component: endoplasmic reticulum. Lineage: Eukaryota; Fungi; Ascomycota; Sordariomycetes; Glomerellales; Glomerellaceae. The coding region runs from base 1 to 744 and encodes 247 amino acids.